AUGGCGUUGCGGGCGAUGCAGACGCUGACGCGCACCGUGCGCAUGGCGCCAGCUCAGUCGACCGUGGCUCGUCACAUGUCAGCCGCGACUCCCGCUGCUGGCGAGGCUCAGAAGAAGAGCAACGUGAGCUUUACCGUCGAUGCCGAUGGCAUCGCGACCGUCGUCUUUGACCAGCAGGGCUCCAAGGUCAACACCCUCUCCAUGGACAUGAGCGAUGAAGUUCAGCGUGUCAUGCAGCAACUCGAGUCGGACCCCAAGGUCCGCGCUUGCGUCAUCACCUCGGGCAAGCCUGAUUGCUUCGUUGCCGGCGCCGAUAUCAACAUGUUCACCCGCUGCAAGACUCAGGAGGAUCUCAUCAACAUUUCCAAGCCUGCGCAAGACAUGUUCCUCAAGUUUGCCCAGUACGUCAUUCUUAAUUUUACGUUGACCUCCUCUGAGAUCCUGUUCAAGCUCACGUGGCACGUGUCUCCUCGCGUUCUUGGCGAUGCUCGUAGGGGCAAGCCCAAGGUGGCGGCUAUCCACGGUACCUGCAUGGGUGGUGGUCUAGAACUGGCUUUGGCCUGCGACUAUCGCAUUGCCACUGACCACCCCAAGACAGUCAUGUCCCUCCCUGAGGUGAUGCUGGGCAUCUUGCCCGGUGCGGGUGGCACCCAGCGCCUGCCGGCCCUCGUCGGUCUUCAGGCAGCACUCCCCAUGAUGCUUACGGGCCAGCGCAUCAAGGCGAAGAAGGCCAAGAAGAUGAAGCUGGUGGACCAAACUGCCGAUCCCUUUGCCCUCGAGUCUGCCGCCAAGCAAGCCGCCAAGGGUCUGGCUGAUGGCAAGCUCAAGCCGAACCGCGAGGUCAAGGGCUUGCAAAAGCUGAUUCGUUACUUUGUCGAGGACGUCGAGUACACCCGCAACCUGGUUUUCAAGAAGGCCCGCGAGCAGGUCAUGAAGCAGACCAAGGGCGUGUACCCCGCUCCCCUCAAGAUCAUUGAUGUGCUGGAGACGAGCGCCAAGCAUGGCUUUGGCUCACCCGAGGGCUAUCGUGCCGAGCACAUGGGCUUUGCCGAGUUGGGUCUGACGCCCGAAUCGCGCAACCUGGUCACCAUCUACUUUGCGCAGACGGCCUCGAAGAAGAACCCCUUUGGCAAGCCCUCUGUGGCGGACAAGAAGGUGGGCGUCCUGGGCGCCGGCCUGAUGGGCGCUGGUAUUGCUGAGGUUACCGUGAACAACGCGAAGAAGGACGCCGUCAUGAAGGACGCCAAGUCCGAGGGUCUGGCUCGUGGCUUGAGCCAGAUCUAUGGCAACCUGGACAAGAAGGCACGCCGCAAGAGCAUCUCGACCUUUGAACGCGACUCGAUCAUGUCCCGUGUCACGGGCGUGUCGGAUGCCGAUAGCAACUGGCAGCAACACUUCAAGGACGUGGACAUGAUCAUUGAGGCCGUCUUUGAGAACGUGGAUCUGAAGCACAAGGUCAUUCGUGAGUACGAGGCCGUGACCCCCGACCAUUGCGUCUUUGCCACCAACACCUCGGCCAUCCCUAUUUCCAAGCUGGCCGAGGCCAGCAAGCGCCCCGACAAGUUUGUGGGCAUGCACUACUUUUCUCCCGUGGACAAGAUGCCCCUGCUUGAGAUUAUCCGUCACCCCGGCACGUCGGACGACACUGUCGCGCGCGUUUACGACAUGGGCCUGAAGCAGGGCAAGACCCCCAUCAUCGUCAAGGAUGUGCCCGGAUUUUACGUCAACCGCUGCCUGGGCCCCUUCAUGGAUGAGGGCAUGGCCCUGCUCCUGGAUGGUGCCAAGAUUAAGGACCUGGACUCGGCGUUGACCAAGUUUGGCUUCCCCGUGGGCCCCAUGACACUGAUUGAUGAGGUGGGCUUGGACGUUGCCAACAACGUGGCCAAGUUCCUGGCCACCGACCUGGGUGCCCGCGUGGGCACGGCCGACCCCACGAUGCUGGACCAGGUUCUGGCCAAGGGCUGGUACGGUCGCAAGAGCGGCAAGGGCAUGCACAUUUUCCCCGCGGGUAAGGGCAAGAAGACGGUCAACCCGGAGAUGGAGGCCAUGAUUGAGGAGGUCAUCAAGCAGCGUGGCAAGCCCAGCAGCGGCCUGCUUUCCGAGGAGGACCUGCAGCUGCGCAUGGUGUCGCGCUUUUGCAACGAGACAGCCCUCUGCCUCCAGGACGACAUCAUCACUGAUCCCACAGCUGGUGACAUUGGCGCCGUGUUUGGCAUUGGCUUUGCUCCCUUCCGUGGCGGGCCUUUCCGCUUCAUGGAUGCCUACGGCGUGAGCAAGCUGGUUGAUCGCAUGCAGCGCUACCAGGACGUGUUUGGCGCGCAGUUUGAGCCCUGCCAGCUGCUCAAGGACAUGGCCAAGGACAACCGCAAGUUUCACAACUAG
Monosiga brevicollis MX1 is the source of this 2382-nucleotide messenger RNA. RefSeq lists its product as uncharacterized. NCBI's taxonomy places the organism in Eukaryota, Choanoflagellata, Craspedida, Salpingoecidae. Gene Ontology annotation, molecular function: long-chain (3S)-3-hydroxyacyl-CoA dehydrogenase (NAD+) activity; enoyl-CoA hydratase activity; NAD+ binding. Bases 1 to 2382 code for a protein of 793 amino acids. The transcript has 7 exons. The record is from RefSeq and is a predicted model, not a curated record. Gene Ontology annotation, biological process: fatty acid beta-oxidation. Gene Ontology annotation, cellular component: mitochondrial fatty acid beta-oxidation multienzyme complex.